GCAGCCCCAUGGGGUCUGCCGGGGUCCCCCUGCUGCUGCUGCUGCUGGUGGGGGCGCUGUGCUGGAUCCCCGGAAGCGAAGGGGGGAAGGAGCCCCCCGCCCAUUUCUUGCAGCAGGUGAAGGGCGAGUGCCGCUUCCUGAACGGGACGCAGCGGGUGCGGUUCCUGCAGAGGUACUUCUACGACCGGCAGGAGUUUGUCCGCUUCGACAGCGACCUCGGCAAGUUCGUGGCCGUGACCGAGUUGGGGCAGCCCGAUGCCGACUAUUGGAACAGCGAUAAGGUCUACCUGCAGGGCCUGAGGGCCGUUGUGGAUAUCUGCCGGCAGAACUACGAGGUGGCCAAGACGGGGCGUAUGAUUGGCCGGAGAACCAAGCCCACCGUCACCAUCUCCCCCACCAAGGCAGACCCCGCGUCCCCCAACACCAUCCUCCUCUGCACCGUGACGGGCUUUUACCCCCUGGAGAUCGACAUCCGGUGGCUGAAGAACGGGCGGCCGGAGAAGGAGGGCGUCGCCUUCGGGGAGGAGCUGCAGAACGGAGACUGGACCUACCAGCGCCAGGUGAUGCUGGAGACCCGGCCCGAGCGGGGGGACGUCUACGCUUGCCAGGUGGGGCACGCCAGCCUGGAGGCCCCCGUCACCGUCCAGUGGGAGCCACGUUCCUCCAACUCUGCCAGGAGCAAACUCUGGACGGGGGCCGUGGGGGCCGUGCUGGGGGUGGCCUUCCUGGCUGUGGGGCUCUCCCUCUACCUGAAGAGCAAGAAAGCAACCUCCAUCCAACAACCUGCAGGUGAGCGCUUUGCAUUCCCCUCCAGGAACUGA
Molecule: messenger RNA, 821 nt
Organism: Candoia aspera
Lineage: Eukaryota; Metazoa; Chordata; Lepidosauria; Squamata; Candoiidae
Product: H-2 class II histocompatibility antigen, E-S beta chain-like
Exons: 5
Coding region: 9-821 (270 amino acids)
Biological process (GO): immune response; antigen processing and presentation
Cellular component (GO): membrane; MHC class II protein complex
Source: RefSeq, a predicted model, not a curated record